Messenger RNA from Hyla sarda, 1696 nucleotides. RefSeq names its product histone H4-like. Lineage: Eukaryota; Metazoa; Chordata; Amphibia; Anura; Hylidae. Gene Ontology annotation, cellular component: nucleosome. Gene Ontology annotation, biological process: nucleosome assembly. Gene Ontology annotation, molecular function: protein heterodimerization activity; DNA binding; structural constituent of chromatin. The record is from RefSeq and is a predicted model, not a curated record. The transcript has a single exon. The coding region runs from base 1160 to 1696 and encodes 178 amino acids.
CCCAUGAUAUCCACCUUUUACAUGGAUCAUACAAUUUAUAAAUAUUUACAACCAUAAUAAUUAAUCAAUGUAUUAAUGAUCAAUAACUAGUGGAUGCAUCAAUAGUGAACAAUUAAAUAAUUUAAUUCAUAAUUAGAUUUUAUGGGUAUUAAUGUAAUUAUGGAUUAAAUUAAAAAACUAAACAAAACACUAUAAAUCCACAGCUCCUGCCCCACAACUCCAACAAGGAGAUCACAUAAUUCAGGAUCUGGGAGAUGGAAAAUCUGUAACUCCACAUCCUAAUAUACAAACUCUUCUAUAUUACAUCACUUUAUUAUUAUGUUUUGUUAUAUCAAGCACAAUGCAGAUGUAUUUAUUUGUUCCUGAUCAUCUUACAGACUCUUACAAUAACAGCACAACAAUUUCAGCUGCUCUUAUAUCUGGUAUAGAAUAAGCAGGGGGUGUAAGUCUUAGUCAACAUCCAUAGUUGUAUCUAUUUGUAUCUCUGUAACUUGUGUCAGCACCUGGGAAAUAUUACUUGUUACAAUUUGGUAACAUGUAAAGAGUAUAAUACAAAGCUCUCACCACCAGGUGUCGCUAUUGUAACACAAUGUAUCUGAUCUGUAUAAACUGUAACUGUAAGGAUUUAUACUGCUGUGAUAAAUAGACGAUCUCUAUGGAUAGAUGUGAUUUAAGGAAGUUAUUGAUUUACCCAAAUUUGGAGGUACAUUUAACUCUUUCGUUAACUGGUUGUACACAUGGUGUUAUCCAUCCUGAGAAUUGAUGGGUUUAUUUGUUUUUAUGGUAUUAACACGUGGGAUCAGGCUCUCGGACGAUUAUUCUCGGUCACUCUCAUUGCACAUAUCGGGGCUCCAUAUAAUGUCGUACAAUGUGUGCAGAGUCUUGGUGCCCGGGGGUGAGCAGUCCUGUAGACCUGGUAAUGCUGCCCGAGUGAUCGAUCCAUUCACAAGAUUUGUUCUGCCAUCUGCUGCUCCCCGCACACACAUUAUACACCUGACAGAUUAUUGUGCUGCUAUUGAUCCUCUCCCAUGUGUGUAACAUACAGCUCACACACCUGCCCGAUCACCAUUCCCGCUCGGUACAAUGACGACUGCUCUUCUCUAGAAUGUUGGGGAGAAUCGCGGUAAGAAAAAAAAACUGAUUAUUUAGAAUCGGAAAAAUGCAGCAAACGUUUUGGAAUGGGCGGGAAAUUCAAAACCUUCUUGUCUCGUGUUCAGCCAAUCAACGGAAAGGGGGGAGGGUCAGGAAUGUAAAUGUGGUUAAAAGAAACGCCCCCCGGAUGAUGUCAUCUUUGUUCCAGUUUUCUUUCAGGUCCACCCAUGUGCCAUAUAAGCCGGACUCGGCCGCACUCAGUAUCUUGCAGUCUACUCGCUACAUAGAGAAGAUGUCUGGACGCGGUAAAGGAGGGAAAGGUCUCGGUAAGGGCGGAGCCAAGCGGCACAGGAAGGUGCUCCGGGAUAACAUCCAGGGCAUCACCAAGCCUGCCAUCCGCCGUCUAGCUCGCAGGGGAGGUGUGAAGCGCAUCUCCGGCCUCAUCUAUGAAGAGACUCGCGGUGUCCUGAAAGUCUUCCUGGAAAACGUCAUCCGUGACGCCGUCACCUACACCGAGCACGCCAAGAGGAAGACCGUCACCGCUAUGGACGUGGUGUACGCCCUCAAGCGACAGGGCCGCACUCUCUACGGCUUCGGAGGUUAA